Trichoplusia ni (cabbage looper) is the source of this 541-nucleotide messenger RNA. RefSeq lists its product as uncharacterized. The record is from RefSeq and is a predicted model, not a curated record. The annotation marks the transcript as partial. The transcript has a single exon. Lineage: Eukaryota; Metazoa; Arthropoda; Insecta; Lepidoptera; Noctuidae.
AUGAUUCAUAAACGUUCGGACUUAGACGAGAUACAGAAGUUCCAUUAUCUUAGGUCAGCGCUCACCGGUGGUGCCUUGCAGGUGAUCAGUGCCUUAGAGUUUAGUCCGGCUAACUACAUUCAUGCAUGGGAGUUAUUGGAAAAUCGGUUUCACAACGAUAGAUUAUUGGUUAAUAACCACGUGAAAGCGUUAUUUAAUAGUGCGACCUUGAAAUCGGAAUCCUCUAUGCUGAUUAGAAAAUUGAUUGAUACUGUCCUACGUAAUUUACGAGCUCUCAAUUCCCUAGAUGAACCCACGGAGAAAUGGGAUACACUUAUUAUCUACCUUAUCGUAACUAAGCUCGAUGCGUCCUCGGAACGCGAGUGGGAGAACCACAAAGGCGCGAUGUCUUUAGGCGUCAAGGACAAGGUCAAGUUAGAGGAUUUACUCUCAUUCCUUAGGAACCGUGCUGACAUGCUCGACAUGAUUAACGCGAAUCAUAGCAAGCCGAAAGAAGUAACACAUGAUAAGAGUGAAAACAAACAUCACAACGAUAACAAAC